CCUCCCAUCUCUUCCUCUCUCUCUCCGAGCAUUUCUUCCCUCCGCAGCGCUGCUUCAGUCUGCUCAGCCGUGCAGUGGUCUGAGUCCCAGCUCCCUUUUUUUCCUCUCUCAUUUGAUUAGGUUGGAUUUCUUAUGUAAUGAAGAUUUUUAUAUAACAAUGCCUUGAAAAUAUAUGUCACAGGCGCACCACAGGCAAUGCAGUGCAGAGCGUUUGUUAGUCACUGAGGCACACACUCACACAGACACAGAGGCGUGCACACACUCUCUCUGUAGCUCCAGCAGAGAUCUGCCUGCUUUGGCGAUGCUGAGUCUGACUGAUAACGAUGCAGUUCUGCAGAAAGGUGCUCUGCCAGCCGUGUAGUGCCAGAGUCACUUCACCAGAGGAGGACAUGGAAUACAAGAUGGGGAGCUGCAUCGGAAUCUCACACAGCCAGGCUGAAGCUCACGCUGAGAGCUUGACCCAGAGGGACGACAGAGCGCUGCUGACUGCUGACACCUCGACCAGCCAGCAGACUCUGUCGACACAACCGGUUCUCCCAGAUGUGCCAGUCAUCACGGGAGUGGAGGAGAGCAAAGGUGCAGCUGGAGACCAGGAGGACAAGGAGGAGCUUGAGUUUCCCCAUGACCUGCUGCCCAGUCUAGACUUCAGCAGUGAGCUCAACAUCUGGGAGUCCUCGCUAGGAGCUAAGACUAGCUCAGGUGAGAGGAAAUGUGAGCAGGUGAACCCCCUGCUGGCGGGCCUGCAGCAUCACAUGGAAGUCGGUCGGCCACUGGUGGUCCUAGAGACAAGGCCUCAUGAGACUGACCCAGUUCUCACAGAUGCCCGGCCCUCACCUCAGCCCGAUGCCACACCUUACCCGGGUGUCCGACCCCUGACGCCUACCCCACUAGGGGUCAUAGACCGGGAGCUCCAAGAGGCCUUCCAGGAAUGUGAAGAGCAAAUGGCCUCAUUGGGGAUUCUUACUCCCACAGAGAACCACAGCAACAGACACGACAUGGUUCAUAAUGUAGGGAAGAAAACUGGGGAUGUGAUGGUUAACAAGCCCAGUGAGUCAUUGUCACUGCCUCCAGUCGUAGUCCAGCCAGGACAUAGCAACGGGGGCCAUGGAAACAAGAGUACACACGGAAAGAGUGAGGCAGCAAACAGUCAGAAGGAUACAGUUGUGUUUAGUUUCAGGAAUUACAUACUGGGAAAUGAAAAUAGUGCCAGAGCAACAGAGAGUGAAAUAAAAGCAACACAGAGUCCGGAUGAAUGUCCAGAGAAGAAGCCAGGGACAGAGACAGAUGAACAGAAGGAAACACCCAUGCAUACAGAAUUAGAAACUGCCACAAAGACAGUUUCACCUACAGAAACCUCAAAAGAUGCUGCGUUCACCAAACACAAACACAGUCUAAGAGAGGAACAUGUUGAAUCUCAGGCAGCCUCUGGGGAAAAUGGCAGACUAGAUUGUAAUACAGUUAUUAGAGAUAAAGGCGGAGAGGCAAUAACAGAGACGGCAGACAUAAAGAGAGAAAAUUAUAGUGAUGAGUGCAGUAUUAAUGUUUGCAUAGCUGAAACUGAAAAGAAAGGUGAUUCAGUUAAUGAAGUAUCAGGGUGUAAUAAUGUUCAGUUAAAGGAUAAAGAUGCAUUAUCAGAGCCGCAGUCAGGAGCACAGGCAGAAACCGGCAAACACACUGAGGAGAAUCAGUCAAAAACAGACAAAGAGAUGAAUUCAGCAAGUGACAGACAGGCCGGGCAGGACAAAGAGGCAAAGAGGAAAGAAAAAAAGAAACAAAGGAAAAAGAAAAAGAUGGAGAGGAAGGCAGAGGCUGAACAGAGAGCGAAGACAGUGGUACAGUCUGAAAGUGAUUUACAGGCUGAGUCACUCAUAAAUGCAGGCAUUCACGCAGACUCAGAGGCAAAUGUACAAUCAGCGUCACAGGCAGACAAUCAUGCUGUGAUUUGUGGGGAACAGCCUGAUAAUGGGUUCGAUUACAAGCGACAGCUGAGUCCCGCGGGAAAGCCCAGCUCCAGCCCCCCGCUAUCAUCCUCUCAGAGCGGGCAGGAUCAUCUUACUGCCUCUGCCUGUUCACCUGCGUCCAGCCAGACUCCUACGCAGGGGGCUCAUCAGUCAGAUAACCACAACCAUACAGAUGCCCCAUGUGGCACGAAUGAGCGGAAGCAACAAGCAACCGGAGAUGUCAUCAAUAACCAAAAUACACCCAUGACAUAUGUUCAAACUGCAGUUAUCAAUCCACUUGCUUGUGGUGAUCAGAGAUCAGAUGCACAAACACAGGAGGCUAUAGUUACCACAGAGGCAGAGAUAAGCACACAGGAGAAUCGGAGCCCACUCACCAACAGCCAAACUUGUGUGGGAGAGAGUUGCGUGGAGAGUGCCCUUGAAGAGGCUUUAGUGGUGGUUGCUGUGUUGCCACUGACAACACCCACGAUGCCAGAAGUGAUAGAAAGCAACGGAGAGGGAGAAAGCGUGAGGUGUGAUUCACUGAAGAGAGUAGCUACUGUAGAAACUGAAGAGAGCGAGGAAGCAGCAGGGGAGAAGGGAUUGGGAGGAAUAGACAAGUGCCUCGGCUCUGCAGACAGAGGGAGAGAAGGACUCCUGGACAGCCCUCCUCAGCUCUCAUUAAUCUGUUCACAGGGAAAAUGCUCACUUGCAUUCUCAGCCAAAGAGGGACAGGCUGCGUCUGAGAAAAGCUGCAGCAGCAAAAUGCCACACAACUCGGCUGAGACUGAAAUGAAGGGACAGAGAGAAACAAGCGUUCACAGUACAAACGCAGAGAUCUCACCAGCUGAGGAGGGAGACAGAGAAAAGGAACCACUCCGGUUAGAAGCUUACAUCAAUACUUCUCCCCUUGGGCUACUCACUGGUCCAGAUUGUCAGGCUCAUAGUGCUGUGGGAUUGGAGGGAGCCGGAGAGGGAGGAGGAGGAGGAGGAGGAGGAGGAGGAGGAGAGGAGGUGGGAGAGAAAGGAAGGCUGGCUACAGAACACAGUUCAUUCAGCCAGCCAGAAGGCUCUGUUAGCGGGGUGUCAUCAGCUGAGACUGAGACGUGUCCGCCCACCGAUGUUGCCGAGUCACAGCUGAAGUCACAGAGCUGGAGUGAGCCGACUGCUACCAUCACUGAGAGCAUCUGCACUGAACAGGACCGUCUCUCUCACCCCUGCCAGGAGCAGCAUGGCGCAGCAAUUUCACCUCUCCCCACUCACCCUGAGCAGAGCUCCAGCAAUACAAAUGGAGGGGUAAGGGCUGAUCUCAAACAGAAUUUGAUUGCAGAGGAGGCACUGUCUCUGGUACACGCUUGCGAGGAGUCAUCUAUCACAGAGACGGAGAGAAACUACGGCCAAGUCUUGCAGUCUUUAAUCAAACCGCAGCCUUUGACUACUUCGCAACAAAUCCCAGUCGAGCGACAAGCGAGCAACAAUCAACAGGUCCAGCCUGAAAGUAGCACAACAGAAGCCAGGACAGCCGCAAGUGCAGCUGAGAUCCAAGUCCAAGCUAAGGCCCAGAGCAACAGUGGUAGCCCUACUAUGUCUGGAGUGGGUGUGUAUGUACGUGCCAGCAGUGGAGGCAGCAACAGAGUUCACUUUGCAGACACUGUGAAACAAGAGGGCAGUUCCUCUGUGGAUCUCAGGAACAGGUCAGUGUCGGCCAUGGACUGCGCCUCUUUGCCUCCGCUGAUCGUACAUGAGAGUUUGCAUUAUCCUGUUGUUGAGGCCAGCUUCAUCUUCCCGGACUUCCUCGGCUCAAAGAAGCUAGGAAUCCUCACAAAUUCAGCUUCUACCAAGGAUGAACCAGCGAAACAGAGCCCAGCUGACUUUCCAAAACCACAGAAAGAUGUCCAGGUGGAUAGAGGUUUGGAGACUAAGGACACCAAGGAGAACUUUGCCAUAGAUGAGUCAGGUAAUGACAAGUUGGUGACAAACGCUGUGGAUUUGCAGCUGGUGAGCGAGGCCUGCACGAACCAGCUUCCCUGUCCCACAGAGAAGAAUGAGACUGGUAACAAAGAAUGUUUUGACCUUUUACAAACAUCAGGAAGUGCCAUUUCUGAGGCUGAUCGCGCCACAGUUGAACAGGUUGAGCAGGUGAUAAAGCAAGAAGAGGCAGAAACAGAGAAGGCUCCCAUAAAUGUAUAUUUGGCAAAGGAGGAAGAACUAAAUAAGAUCCAUGCUGAGUCUACAGACUCGGUCAAGUGUGACCAGCCUCAGGAGUCACCUUUAAUAAGUGUCGUUCCUGAAGAAAAAGAAGGUAACCAACAUCCUCUGUCUUCAUCCUCUGUGCCUCCAGCUGAUCAUGUCACCUGCGAGCCUUUAAGUGAUGUCACUGAGUUGCCUGUUGGGCAGCUCUCUGCUGACCUUGACCCCAGUUCAAAACCUGAAACUGUCAACUUGACCCGUACAGCCUCUCUUCAGACAAAGCCUAGUGACCCCGGUUUUCAGCCUCCCACCCAAUCAGAUCAAACGCUUCCUUGUGGAUUAGUUAUCACAGAUCCCAUGAAAGAUAGUGAAGAGCCUGGGUCCACAAUUCACUCUGCUGAUCAGACAGAGGAUGAAUCAGUGACUUCAGAAGUGACAGCCUCUGACCAGUCGAUUCCUGUUAUCGAGCAAUUUGCCAGUAAUCCUACUUUUGUACUGCAGCUUCCUGGACCAAUGUUGAGUCACUUGGAGUUCAUUACUGACUCUGAUAUCUCCCCUCCUGAGCAGACAGAUAAGCGCUGUGCUGAUAGUGAUGGCACCAAAGGCUCCGGAGAGCUGGAUGGCAACAAGAGCAGGGAAAUGACUCAAGUGUUUUCAGCACAGGAUCUGGAGCACAUUGAUGUCAGCGUUAAAGCAGACAAGACCGAUCCAAAACGGGAGGAAAGAAAUUAUGCUAAAGAGUCUGUCAUUGAGCUCGAGAAAUCUGCGAAUAAGAAUGAAAAUAUUACAUUUUUACAAGAGGAAAAUCUGUCUCCUCCAAUUCAGCCUCCUGCUGCGGUGGGUUCACUGGCAAAGGAUGAAUCCGAUGAUGCAAUUUCCCUAUCUCAAACAGAGCCAGACUCUAUUACCAUUAAACCUGUUAUUUGUGAAGCAUCCAUUAGGGAUGGCCUCAUAAAUGUUAGCUGCCCAGUUAGUUCUGACCUGACUAGCAAUGAGGCUUAUGAUGAAAUCAAAAAAGACAAUAUGACAGAGAAACACAAAACAGAAGAUGAGACCUGCAUGCAGUUUGAAGAGGAUAAGGAACAAGGUGGAGAGGCAACAGUGGAUAAUGAAAAGAAAACAGCAAUCAGCAGCAAGCUGCAGAAAGGAGAGACAGGCACAACACUACAACAGAGUAAUGGGCCAGAUAAAGUGGCCGUAGGGGAAAUUGGAGACCAAUCGCAGCCACCACACAAACAUAAAGUACAAAAGAGUGAAUCACCAACAAGGGAUAUAAAGGAGGAAGGAGAGAGGAAGAGUGAGAUUGCAUCUAAAAGUGAGACAGAGACUUCCUCCUUAUCUCCCGACAGACCUGCCGGGUCAUCUGAGGACAUGCUACGCACUGAGUCUGGUACUGAACCUCAGACUGUUUAUAAUCAGAGUUUGAGCCAAACUUCGACAGCAACAUUGGAACGCAGCUCUGACAGCAACACGGCACAAGAUUUGAGUGCAGCUCUCAGCCAAUCGCUGUCCACACCGGAUCCAAACUGUUUUGCUCAGCAACAGGAGCAACAGCAGCAACAGCAGCAGCGUCUGGGAUCCAGACAUCCCACAGAGGAACUGUCAGGUGGUUGUCUAGAGGGGGUAGAAAAGACCAAAGCACUGGUUCCAGGGGUAAAAGGGGUAGCAGAGGAAGGAGACGGCUCCGUUGGGAGUUUGUGUCAGUCAGCAAGCAGGGAUGAGUUGACAUGUGAUGACAGUGGAGGCAGUGAACGAGUGAUAGGUCUGGAGAGAGGAGAGGGAGAGGGAGCACGAGCUGUGAAAGGGGCUGACGGGGUUUAUGUGCCGUUUCACUGUGGCACUGAUUUAAAUGAGAGUGGAAAGGCUGCUGAGAAAAAUGCCUCCACUGACAUAGUAACAGCUAGCUCUCAUGUAGGUGAGACUGGACAGGCGAUGGAUGAGAAUAAAAGCCCCAGGUUAGGGUUUGACGGUUCAGAUGCAGAUUUAAUGCCAGGCACUGAGUUUGCGAGUGAUCUAGGUGGUAAAGGUCAGCAAAAAAGCAAUCUGUCAGCUGCACGUCAAGACCAACGUGGACAGCAGGAGACGUCAGCGAACACUGCUGCAUCUGUUGAGUCGGCAUCACAGGAGCAUGAGACUUCACCCUCCCAAAUCUCUGUUUCAUCAAAGGUCAGCACAGAUAGUCAUGACAUUCAUACAGAAGUUGUUCCAAGUGCAAACCAGGCUGAAAAAAUCCAUACAGAAAGAAUCAGUACCCUGCCAGAUCACAUUGGGCAAGCAGACACUGUGGAAAAGGAUUUCAGUGCUGCCAUGGCUGUGAAAAGCAACAGUAGUGAAACUGAGGAGUGUGAAAUUCUGGAUACAGUGUGCGAGCCUCUUGAGCUACAAAUCCCCAAUAAAACCUCAGCCACACAAAGCGGCCCAGCAGUUCAUACAGCCAUAAAAGGCUCUGAUGUAGAGGAGAUCACAAGGGAAGAUAAAGCAGCUUUAGACCAAGAGAAAGCUAGCAGCCAGGGGAAGGGACAAAGUGAGAUAAAAGCGAUAAACAGUGAAGCAACAGAAAAGCAGGGGGUUGAAAAUCAAACUCUCAGUGGUAAAGACAGUGAAAGCGUUGUGUCACACAGCAGCACUGAGCCGACAGUUGCUCUGUUCAAGGCAACAGACAAUGACAGUGAUGUAACAGAUAGAACAACUCCUGAUGUUAUCACAGUCCCAGCAGUCGUUUCCUCUACGUUCCCUGAAGAUUCAGCAUCGCUAGAGAAGCCACAUGAUGAGGCGUCGUUGUCACAGCCCCUAGAUGUUAUUGUGGUAAACCCCAUUGUUGCUGCUUCCCAGUGUGAAGGGAAACCACUUGAUGAAGCUCCUGCCUGCGUCACAGAGAGUCCUGCUCCUGGACUAACAGAACCAGAACCACAUACAAACUGGAUAAAAGCUCUAAAAGAAGCUGCGUCCCAUUCGCAGCGUGAUCAAGUGCAGGCAGUGGAGACCUUAAGAGCCUUCCCCUCUCUGGAGUCUCCUCAGCUAGAGUUUCAUACUCCGACUGAGGAGAUAGCUGCUCCUCUGACACAGGAGGAGAUCCCACCAGUGGAGCAGGCAGCAGAGAAGACAACAGAGAUCCCAACUCUAAAUCUUCUGAAAAAGCCAGUGGAUCUUCCUGAACCUUUAAAGAAGUCAGCAGACCUCCCAGAACCAAAGCAGCAGGCGGUAGAGCUUUCCGAACCAACACAGAGCACAAAGGAAGAGCUCUCAGAACCAACCAAGGAAGAGGAAGAGUCUCCAGGAGAACUCCCAGAACCCAAAGGGGAGCCGGUAACUUCUCCAGAGAUAGUAGAGGAGCCAGCUGAGCUCCUAGAUGCAGCAAAAAGCACAGAAGAGCUCCAAGAAGCGCCGAAACAUGAAGAACCAGAACCAACAAAGGUGACAACUGAGCCCCUAGAACCAGCGAAGAAGCUGAUCAGUGAGGAGCUGCCGGAAAAACCUGCAGAGACCACACCUGAGGAGCCGUUUAAAGAGCCAGCUGAAGAAUUAGUCCAGGAUCCUGCUGAGGAGCUACAGGACAGCAGGCCCCUCCUCGCUGAGCAGGCACAGAGAGGUGACCGUCCCCCUGCCUCUCCCCUACCUCCUACUUCCGAACACCAUCUCCUGCCUGCCCCCAUUCCUCACCUCCACGAGAGCGUCGAGUUCCCCACUCCUCCUCCCACACCCCCGGAGAGGCACGCACCUGAAGUUCUACCAACCCCACCUGCAUCCCCACCCCUUCCUCCACCUCCUCCAGCCCCUACCUCCCCUCCUGCACCUCCUGCUAACCACUGUGAGGACCCCUGCCCUGCUUCUGCACCCCGUCACCCUGCCUUAAGGAGCUCAGACUCUGAUGGAGCGUUUGAGACCCCUGAAUCUACAACUCCAGUGAAGGCUGUUUCUCCUACAGAUCCCCAGAUCCAGCAACUGACGUCUGAAGACACAGGUACAGUAAGAAUAGCAGACAUCUCAGUCAGUGAUCCUGCCUCUGAUUCGACUUCAACUGAUCCACCACGCCAUUCUCCGUCCGGUACUUUUGAUGAAAACAAGCCCAUUGCAGCCAGUGGUACAUACAACAUUGAGCUUUUUGCUCCAGAUUCAGCGAGUCACACACUGACUCGUUCCCUCAGCCUCCAGGGAGGAGAACUAGACAGUUCCGGUCUAUUAGACGGAUCCACAACAGGAGGUUUCCGACCACAUUCUGAAUCCUUCAGCGUAGGCACUGAGAGUGCCCCAGGCACACUCCACAGGCCCAAGAAAGUCCGUCCAGGGUCUCUGAAGAAGAAACCUCUUCUCAGACAGAACUCCAACCCAGAGAGUCCAAGGCCAGCCUCAUCCAGCAGCACCCCGGAGAUCAAGAAGCGGGCAAAGCCUCGAACUGGCAGUCCUCUCCAGGCUCAGGAGGAAGCAGAAGCAGGAUCUGCAACCCCGAGCCCUGGAGGAACUCUCCGAAGGACCCGGAAGAGCCGUGUCGAAACUCCACCUCCUCUCCCAGAGGAAACCAAUCAUACCUGCCAAGAGGAGAGCCUUGUUAUCGCUGCUUUACCCUUGUGCCACGAGGAGACACCUCUCCCUGGUAGUCCAACUGGCAAAGACGAAUCCCCCAUCCCUCCUAGUGCCUCCUACAAAUGGGAUCCAGAUAAUUUUGAGAAUAUCGACCCUUUCAAAACUGGAGGUAGUAAAAUUGCCAACUCCCCUGUUCUGGGUCGUAAAGAUCCUGUAUGCGACCCCAUUGCUACCCCCAUAGAGAGUACACCGGUCCCUGCUGUGGAACCAAGUCACCCCAGUCCUACAGCUCCUCUUGAUGAGCCAAUCACAGACCCUGAAGAGCAACCGAUCAUCCCCAAGCGUCAGUCAGUAAGGCUGGAGUUUGACUACUCUGAGGAGAGCAGCGAGGCAUCACACCAGGCCUCUCCCCCACCCAAGAAAGUGGGCAAGAAGCCCGGUGCCAAGAUGCCUCUGAGGAAACCAAAGCUGGGGCUGAAGAAGGCCCCUCCAGCGCAGACGCAGCAGCUGGACAAUGACCCUCCAGCAACCCAUAAUGGCAACGAGGAUGAAAUCCCUGUUCCUAAAGUAAACUACAACUUUGAAGCAGACAAGUGGGAUGAUCCAAAUUUCAACCCAUUUACUUCUAAGAAAACAAUGGCCAGCUCCCCUAAACUGUCCAGGCCGUCUUAUAGCUUUGACCCCAAUAACUUUGAUGACUCCAUAGACCCUUUCAAGUCCUCCAAUAAGAUGGCCAAUUCUCCUCCUAAGGCCUCUGCCUCCUUUGAUCUGUCAUCUAAUGACUAUGACAAUGACAAUGACAAUGACAACAUCGGGGAACUGGAGGACCAAAAUCAGAACAAACCUGCCAAGAAGAAGAAAACACCUAUCAAAUCGAAGUCCAGGGGUGUGUCCUCUCUUUGUUGUCUGUUUAAUACUUUCAGAGUGAAGAGGUCGCCAAAGAAAUCACCAUUGUCUGACCCAUCCCAGGAUCCUACACCUGCAGAUGAACCUCCCUCCCUCCACCCACAGGAUGACCACGCCACAGACGAGGAGAAGCUGGCCUCCUCCACCAGUCAUAAGUGGGCAGCUCUGCACGACACUGAUGCAGAUUUAAACUCUGACCAACAAGAAUUCCCUCAGCCAUGUGACCUGACGUCCUUCGUCAAUGAGAACAGUCUUCCUCAUCAGACUUUAGUGCAAGACUAUGAAAUUGAGUACAUGGAGAAGAUUGGCUCCUCUUCACCUCCACUGUCUGUGAAGAAGCCGUCUUUGUAUCUGAAGCUGGAUUCAGUAUCUGACAGUUUAACCAAGAAUUCGUGUGCACAUGGAUCUGAGCCCAGCUCCCCCUGCACAGGGAGUUUCGAGGAGAUGGAGGCCCAGAUAACUGCAGGUAUGAAGACACCAGUGCUGAGCUCUCGGCCUGGUCCUGAGGGCUCAGCUGGGGACAAGGGCAGGAAGAGAGAAAGCGAGUCACUCAGCCGAACACAGAGCACAGAGAGGGACGAGCAGUCCCCUAGCCAGGGCCCCAUGGAGGCCCCUGCUCCUGCCCUGGCCAUGCCCCUGUUAGACAGGCUGUCUGAGUGUGAUGACCCCCUGCAGUACCUGGAGCCUGACCUGGCUGAGACCAACCCCACCGCAUUCGCCCAAAAACUACAGGAGGAGCUGGUACUUGCCGCCCUGAGGAUAGAGGCUCUGCAGGUAGCCAAAAACAUCUCUCAGUGCCCCUCCCUCUCCACUGUAACCCCCCAGCACAGAGACCUGUCAUCUCCAGUAGAGAGUGCUGUGUCCAAGAGCUCCUUGUACGCCAGGACCACCACCACCAACACCAGCUACAUCGAAGGGGAGAGUCCCCACCUGCCCAGGGAUCUGGACCACUCGUUGGGAAUUGCACGAGAAGAGAUUGUUUCAAAGGAGAAAGAGGUGCUGGAGUGGCAGAGGAAGUAUGAAGACAGCCGACAGGAAGUGGUGGAGAUGAGGAGAAUUGUUGCUGAGUAUGAGAAGACAAUUGCACAGAUGAUAGAGGAUGACCAGAAAGAGAAGUCUCUCUCUCACCACACCAUCCAGCAGCUGAUCAUGGAGAAGGACCAGGCCUUGGCUGACCUCAACUCCGUGGAAAAGUCUCUGGCCGACCUCUUCCGACGUUACGAGAAGAUGAAAGAUGUGCUGGAGGGCUUCCGCAAGAAUGAAGAGGUGCUGAAGAAGUGCGCUCAGGAGUAUCUGUCGAGAGUCCAUAAGGAGGAACAGCGCUACCAAGCCCUGAAGAUUCAUGCAGAGGAGAAACUAGACAAGGCCAAUGCAGAAAUAGCUCAGGUGCGAGCGAAGGCCAGGCAGGAGCAGGCCGCCUACCAGGCCAGUCUGAGGAAGGAGCAGAUGAAAGUGGACUCUCUGGAGCGCACUUUGGAGCAAAAGAACAAAGAGAUCGAGGAGUUGACAAAGAUCUGUGAUGAGCUGAUCGCCAAGAUGGGGAGGAGUUAGCGGCCACGCCACACCCAGGCCAAAUCUGAAAGAAAAGAUUUUGUGUUUAUAGAAGAACUACUUGGAAAAUGAAGCAGAUCAGUAAUAUUUAUCACUCUUUCAAGGACUGACGGACAUCUGAGGCCAAAGUGGCCUUGGGACUAUAUUUCCUACUGACUUUGUGUAUACAGGAUCCACAGGAAUGGCUUCCUCUUAAUCACUCUGUACAUUUUUGAUGUGUCAGUGUAUCGUACUGUAUCGGGGGGGUCUGGUUUAAAGUUUUAGAGAAUUUACCAUAUCACUAAUGAGUGUGUCUGUGUGUGUGUGUGUGUGUGUGUGUGGGUGUGUGUAUGAUAAUGAGAAAGUGAGCGCAUUGUUAAAUUAUCUAUAAUGUUUUUGCCAUGACAGCCAUUGAGGGAGAAGACUGUUUAACCACUCCUGUUGUUGUCUCCUCUUUAUACAAGAGAAUGAUAGACUUUGAAAAAGAGAACCAGAGAGUUAGAUUCAUUCAUGAAAUGUUGAUACACCACUAAGAGAACACAAACUUAUCACAAUAGCUUACUGCAUGUGAGAGAGAGAGAAAAGUUGUAAUGUUAAUGUUUGUAUAUACUGUAGGAAACUCCAAGUAUCUGCAUUUUUGAUAGUUAUUCCGUCAUCCUCAGUCCGCUUCCCUCAUGUAACCUUGUAGAUAUUUGUCAUACUUGUCAUAGCUUUCUCGAUGAAAUCGUGGGACUUUAUUUUUUGGAUUUUAUUUUGAUAUAAAGCAAACUAAUCGUGACUGUAUUCAGUUGUGACUAGGAGUAAUUUCAUUUUGGAUGGAUAUGUCCUGGUCCUGCUAUGGUCGUUGUGUCACACUGAGGAAUAACUUCUCUGCACAGCUACUGUACAGCAUCUGCUUACAAAGUGCAAUAAAAGAUGGCAAUACAGCA
Seriola aureovittata is the source of this 12016-nucleotide messenger RNA. RefSeq names its product transforming, acidic coiled-coil containing protein 2 (gene tacc2). Gene Ontology annotation, cellular component: cytoplasm. The coding region runs from base 324 to 11108 and encodes 3594 amino acids. The record is from RefSeq and is a predicted model, not a curated record. Lineage: Eukaryota; Metazoa; Chordata; Actinopteri; Carangiformes; Carangidae. Gene Ontology annotation, biological process: mitotic spindle organization; cerebral cortex development; cell population proliferation. The transcript has 23 exons.